This is a messenger RNA of Scylla paramamosain (green mud crab), 8961 nucleotides long. RefSeq lists its product as uncharacterized. The coding region runs from base 754 to 6948 and encodes 2064 amino acids. Gene Ontology annotation, cellular component: cytoplasm; nucleus. Gene Ontology annotation, biological process: proteolysis; protein desumoylation. The record is from RefSeq and is a predicted model, not a curated record. The transcript has 24 exons. Gene Ontology annotation, molecular function: SUMO-specific endopeptidase activity. Lineage: Eukaryota; Metazoa; Arthropoda; Malacostraca; Decapoda; Portunidae.
GAGAUACGUGCUGUUUUCUUCUGAGAAAUGUGUAUCAUUGCGUAUAUUAGCUUUUUUUCAGUAAAAUUUUACAAAUAAUUGGAGAAAAAUGACAACAUAAUCAGUGUUUAUUAUUAUGGCACCUUGUCCCCUCCUGUAUGACAGGAUAUUACUCGCUAGCAGGUGAGAGUAUCAGAGGGUGUAACACAAGUGAUGGUAAUAAUGCUGUCAAAGGUGUUGUUUUUUUCCCUGAGUUUUUUUCUCUGAAGCAUUUGUAGCAUGUCCUAGACACAAGGCUUUCAAGCUGGGAGAGGGAUGACAUAUUUCCCCUCAUCUUUACAGGGGAGUGGAAUUUUUUCUUAUAAUUGCUUGAUUUUUAUAUUCAGCUUUCUUGCUUAGUAGGACUCAGCAUUGAGUUGUUGAUGAUAGUGGUGAUUCUUGAGAGGCAGAGGGAAGAAGCUGAGGGGAUGGAGAGGUGAGGUGCGAGGUUGGGCAGGUUGGUGAUAAGAGUGUGUGGGCUAGUGACAAGAGUGUUUUGGAUGGUGACUGCUCUUCCUGCCUUUUCUCUCUUUUCUGCUUUUAGUCAUGCAAGCUUUGCUGAAUGAUGACCCAUUCCUUCCAAACCUGUGAAUGGGCAAAAAAGCCAAGAAAAUGAGGUGAGGUGCUAGACAACUGAGCACUUGUCUUUGAUGUCUCAGCAGACACUGAGACGGACCUGUCUCAGCAUGGUGGUUCAGAGAUGCCCCUCCUGCUCAUCUAUAGCAGUGAUGGCAUAUGGACAUUCACAAAUAUGGUAAAAAACACCAAAUAAAGGGUUGCAUAAACAUAGAAGACAGUAUGGAGGAACAACAGGUUUUUGUGAUUUCCCAAGAUAGCGAAGAACUAAUUCUCACAGACACUGAGGCAGGAAUCUUAGUGGAGCAGGGAGCCUACUCCAUCACCAUCCCACAGCAGACUCAGCAGCAAGUGGUGUAUACUCAACCACAGCAGGCUGUAUACACAACCCCUCAUCAGGUCCAGCAGAGGGUGGUAUAUUCUUCACAGCAUCAACAGCAACAGGUGUAUCAAAUAGGACCCCCACAUCCCCAACAGGUUGUAUAUGCUGGAGGUCCUCCCAUCAAGCAACAGACUCAACAUACACAGCAAAUUCUUCUACAACAGCAGCAACAGAUGGUACCACAGCAACAGGUAACACAACCACAACAGAUUGCCCCACAACAGGUGGUUCAACAUCAACAGAUUACUUCACAAGUAACUCAACAGCAAGUGUUAACUCAGCAGAAACCUGUGCCUCAGCAGCAGAUAACUCAGCAGCAACAGCUAGCACAACAGAUAACUCAGCAGCAACAAGUAGCACCCCAGCAACAAGUGGUCCAGCAACAGGUGGUUCAGCAACAACUAAUGCAGCAACAACAUCACCAUCACCCACAGCAGCAACAGCAACAACAACAGCAGCAGCAACAGCAGCAGCAGCAGCAGCAGCAGCAGCAGCAGCAGCGGCAGCCACAGCAGCAACCACAGCCACAGUUUAUUACCUCGCAAGGACAAAGAAUAAUUAAUAGAACGCAGAAUACCCAAGAUAUAUUAAGACAACAGCAACAGGUACACCAAAAGACAUACCAACUCCAGCUGCAGCAGCAGCAACAACCCCAACAGCAGGUACAACACUUGCCCUUACAACAACAGCAGCUUGUUCAGCAGGGAUCACCUCAGCUUCAGCAACAGCUUGUGCUACAACAGCAUCAGCUUGUGCAGCAGCCACAGCUUCAGCAGCAACCACAGCAGAUAAUUCAAGCAGGGCAGCAGCCGGCACCGCAACGAAUCACUUACAUUCAACAUAGAGUCGAGGAUGACCAGGGAGUCUCCCAUAUUGUACGAACCCCUGUCAAUGUUGGAAGCAUUCGCACAAGGUCUCCAGCACAGGUGGGUGGACAAACAGGGUCUGCUGUGACUCAGUCCACUGCACUACUGCCUCCAAACACUUCACAUGUAUUGACAGGAUCAGCCAUACGUUCAGCCACUCCUCAAACCACAAAAACUAUAGCCACAUCCAGGCCCCAACAACCCCGAUUACAAAGAAGUAAUCCAGUCCAAAGACAAGCAACACUUGGAAUUCAACAAGCAUUACCACAGCAGCAGCAGCAGCAACAACAACAACAACAACAACAACAACAACAACAACAACAACAGCAACAACAACAAGCACAACAAAAACAGCAGCAGCUUCAUGAUAAACAGCAGCAGGCUUCAUACCAAGAUCAGUAUCUUAAAGAGCUUCAAAAUAAAAUAGAAACACAACAGAAGAGUGCCAACCGAAGCAAGGUAAACAAACCCCCUACAGCACAACAACGUAUGUUGAUCUCACAUCAGCUGACCAACCAGCAGCACCGAAAGCAACAGGUUGGUCCUCAUGUGAAUCAGACAGUUUUGUCAGGUACAUCAAUUCCAUCUGCACCAGCUACUGCUAAACAGCAACAGGGAAACCAUCAUCAACAUCAACAAGUUCAACAAGUGACUUUACAGGCUGUAACACCAACUAAAAAGUUGUCAAUACAUCAGUAUCGUCAAAGAAUUUCUCAUGACCUCAAGCAGCAGCAGCAGCAGCAGCAGCAACCUGUGUCCGUGAACAAAGCACAGAAACAGCAGUACUACUAUUUACAAAGUUCUGAUGGAAGCAAAAUGUUGGCAGUGUUCCCUAUGGACCAAGGUGCUACCACAACAGUUGCAUUGAAUAAUCCAGUUUCUAAUAUGACUUCAUCUACCUCAGUGCGAAAUACACAUUUUGCUGCCUCCACCUCAGAUAGCAAUACCAUUAUCACAAUGAAGCACCAGGAUGGACCUGCACAAACAUCAUCAUCUGAAGCCACCACACUUACUUCAUCAUCACACACUUUGUCUUCCUCCAGGAGUAUUUCUUCUAAUAAUGUAUCUUCCACAAAUUCAACUUCCACUUCUCCUCCACUUCAGGAACAUGUAGUCAAUUCGUCAGUACCAGCAGAACAAACAGAAAAAACUUCAGGUGAUAAACCAAGAUAUAUCCCUGGGCAGGUAUGCCUAUGUACCAAUUGUGGUAUAUUAAGUGAGGAUCUAUUUCAAUGCCUAAGGUGCAAGCAUAAGUUACCUACACAAACUCUCCCUGAGCCUCCCACCACCACAGCAGGCUCCAAGACUACCACUUGUGACUCUGUGACUAUGACAAGCAAGGGGAUCACUGUAGCACAUAUGACAAAGCAGGAAUUCUAUGGAAAGACAGGUGGUGGGAAUAGAAGACCAGAGAAAAAGAUUGUAAACCCAGCAAACAAUAAAGCCAAAACAAAAGGACGAGGGAAAGGGAAAGCUCCAGAGGAACCUGUCAUCCUGACCCUGUCAUCUGAUGAGGAUGAGGAUAAACCUGGGGGAGGAUCAGGUCCAUUGGCAAGUGGCACAUCCGGCUCUCCACAACCUGGAGGCCACCCAGGGGCCCAUCUUGAACCUGUCAAUCACAAGGAGCCCAUUAUUACUGCAGAUAUGGAGGAUUUAGAAGAGACUGAAAAGGGUGACAGUGGUGCUGUAAUAGGUGGAGGUAUACCAGACAUACAGAGUCUCAAUGAUGGCACUCUGAAGGGACCCUACACUUCACUACAAUGUAGAAGUCUUAGAAUUGGCUCCUACAAAGUCAUGCCCAAGGAAAGAGUGCUUAUAGUACCCCAAGGCCUACGUAUUGAAGUUCCUCCUAUUGCUGAAGAUUCUUCAGCAUCAGUAACAUUUGACAUUCCAGUGAAGAGUGUUGUAAAGAUUUUGGUUCACUUUGGAAGAUCUUUGCCAGUAUUCUUCAUAUAUGUCAAACCCUCAACAGCUGCAAAUAUAAGGAGACUGCUCAAAAUGACAGAUAGAAAUGGAUAUUAUUUUGAUCCAUGCAGUCAUGAUGAAUCACAGAAACGUAUUACCAUCUUGCCAGAUAGAUUGACUGAAGAGAAUAAGAAUCUAGUUAAGGAAGUUUUUGGUCCUUCAAAUUUACUGAACAUUAGUGGAGCAGUCACUGGCACUUCAACAUCAACAGCAAGUGAACUUGUUAAUGUCAUAGAGGAACUGGAUCACAAGGAAGCUAAUGAGAUUCUUCUUAGAGCAUCAUCAGCUAAGGUCCAGAAUCUAGUCAAGAAACCUACAACUACACCAGCUACCUGUGAAUCAAAGCUGUUGUUGAUAUAUCCUCCACCACCACAAAAAGGGGGAAUUUCUAUAUCAACAGAUGAUUAUUGCUGUCUAGAGGAAGAACAGUUCUUGAAUGAUGUUAUUCUCGACUUCUAUCUAAAAUGGCUACUUCAAAGCAAGCUCUCUGAAAUACAUCGUCAGCAUACCCAUGUAUUUUCUACAUUUUUCUACAAGCGCCUGACAUCCAAACCCAAGAAACGGAGGCUAAAUGCCCCUGAAGAUGAUCCUAAGCUGUCAGCAGCGGAGAAAAGACAUGCUAGAGUCAAAUCCUGGACCAAGAAUGUUGACAUUUUCUCUAAGGAUUUCAUUAUUAUUCCCAUCAAUGAACAUGCUCACUGGUUCCUUGCAAUCAUAUGCUUCCCGGGUUUGAGUGGUCCUGUACGGAUAUCAGAUGGCCAGCCUGUUCCUGUUUUCACUGCUGAUAAACCCAAGAGGCGUAGAUCCUCUCGACCUAAGAAUAGGAUUGAGAUUCCUAUCAUUGAUGAUGGUGAGUGGAGUGAUAGAGAUGAAGCAGAAGGAGAGGAGGAUGAACUAGAAGAAGAUGAAGAAGAGGAAGAGGAAUCUCAGGCUAAGAAAAACAAAGGAGAGGAACCUGAUAAUGAGGGAGAAACACAAGCUUCAAAACAUGACUCCCAACCUCCACCAUCCAUUAAGCAGCCAUGUAUCUUGAUAUUUGACUCUUUGACUGGAGCAAAUCGAGCACGAAUUGUUGCUACUCUCCGAGACUACCUAACAGUGGAACAUAAAGUCAGAAAAGGAACAGAGAAGCUAUUCACUCGGGAUACCAUGAAAGGUGCUUGUCCUCGAGUCCCACAACAGAUGAACUAUUCUGACUGUGGUGUCUAUACUCUCCAGUUUGCUGAAAGCUUCUUCGAGGAACCCAUAAAGGAUUACACAUUCCCAAUCCGUUCUCUGACUGAAUGGUUUCCUCAGGAAGUAGUGAGAGGGAAACGGGAAGCCAUUGCCAAAUUAAUUGCCAACUUAAUGGAACAGCACAACCCAAACCACAGCUCAAUAACUUUACCUGACAUAUACUUUUCCUCUGACAAAAAAGAAAAGGGGGGAGGAAACGUGGCUCACAUUCCAGUUACUUCUGAGCCACAGGAUGGUUGUACUACAUCAAACACCACAUUAACCAAGAUAGUCAACACUUCAGCACAGAAUACUGUUCCAGGACAAGACAUUUGUAAGUCUUCAAAUAAUAUGGGUAGUGAUAAUGAUGGUGGAACAUCUAAGGAACAAGGCAAUGCAAAAUUAAUUAGUUUUCCUCCGAAUACUAUAAUUGAAGGUAAAUUAAAAGAUGGAGAAAUUAGGGUUUAUCAUAACAAGGAAGGAAAUCCUGUAACAAAGCCAGUUUUGACUAAAACAGUACAGAAUAGACCUGUUUCUGUAAAAUCCAUUCCUCUUUGCAUUGCUAAAUCAGAUCAGUCAUUCUCUGUAUGUGCAGGUCAGAUAAAUGUUAAGAAAUUCCAGAAAACAAAUGCUUCCCCUGUUGAGAGAAACAUAACUGUGCAAAAGUUAGGAACUUCCACUGCUGUGGAAACACAUGUUCAAGUUAACACUAUGAAAAGACAGAGUGUGGUAGAAAGUGAUGAAUCUAUUUUCCCUGUGAGAGCUGACAAAAAAAGAAUUCCUAUUAAAGAUACUAUCUUACCACAAACCCAUGGAUCUCUCAUGGCCACAGAAACUGUUGUAUCUGCUUCAGGCAAUUCUGGUUUAGGUUUGAUAAAGGCUGUGUACAAUGGUGAUUCAAAUGAUGGAUUGCAGAUGGAUACUAAGAAUGAGGAAAUUAAUUUAAAUGGAAACUGUCUUAAGCAAGCACACACAGAUUUUAGUGGUGUGAAAAGUUUCUUAAAUUCUGAUUUGAAUGGAAUUCAUACACAAGUUGUGAAUGAAAGCUCCAUAAAGGACAAACUAAAAGAUCAUGAAAAUAACUCAAAUGUAGUAAAUGGUGGAGAUGAAACGGUUGUUAAAAGCAUUGGGAAUGAGGUUGUACAGGUAGUCUCUACAUCACAGCCAACUCAUUCAUCUGUCUUACCAAAGAUCUCGUAUUUACAAACUACCAGUGUUGCUGGAAUGCCCUCAUCAAAAUUGUUAAGUGCAUUACCUACCAAUGUAUCAGUCCAACAAGACACUCAUAACUCUAAUGUUGUCUUUUCAUCUGCAAGUCCUGCAAAGUCAGUUAUGCAGGCAUCUUGCACAAGUACCCAGUCAAAAAUUGUGAAUACAUCAAAGAUGCCAAACAAUGCCACUCCUUUUAAUGUAGAUGAAAUGCAAUCCAUGGAUCAAUUAAAGACUGUAGAAGCUUCAAGACAGAAGAUUAUUAUUGAUGAUGAAGUCCUUCUCAUCAUGAAUCCAAGUCCUAGUCAUGGAGGACACAAGAUGGAAUCUGAAGCUUUACCAGUUAAGCAGCAGAACCACCUUAUUCAUGAAGAGAAAGAUUUCAUGAAUACUGGGGAAACCACAGAAGUGAUGUCUCCGAAAUCUGUUGCCACUCAACAACUCUCCAAGUCGGUUACAACUUUACAACCAAGUUCACCACUUCGUCGGGUUGGAGCAGACUACACUCCUACCACUUUAGCGGUUCCUCCUGGCUCCUCUUCACCAUCACAGGGUGGUUCGGGUACUCCAGCAGUAUUUAGGUUCAGUGAACGUGGCACUUCAUCAGGAAGGACAAUUGCUCCUCCCAAGCGAUACCUUGAUGAUGAUGAUGAAAUUUUUCCAAAGAAACGCAGAGAUAAACCACCUCAAGGAAAGGCACGUAAUAUUGUAAGAUAGGAGGACAUUUAUAUUUUAGGAAUGUUUUAAAUAGUUUUUUUUUUUUUUUUUUUUUUUUUUUUUUUUUUUUUUGUGUGUGUGUGUGUGUGUGUGUGUGUGUGUGUGUGUGUGUGUGUGUGUGUGAUGACUUAACCAGUCUGUUCUCCUCAAGACAGAAGUUUCAUCUGCCUGUAGUGGAAAUGUUACUGAAUAUAAUACUGGUAAUGCAUUUGAAAUUGUUAAUGAUUUAAUUCUUAUCAUUGUCAGAGGCAAAAAGGGUUUGAAUACAAUAUCUAAAAUUUGUAUCCAGUCUUAUCUUAGUUCAUUUACUUAGUCCAUUACAGAAUUAGGCUUGCUGAUGUUCCAAGUUGAUUCUUCUAAAAUUAUUGUUUGUUAUUGUGAAGACAGACAUUCAGUGCCAGUUUUAGAUUGCUCUCAUUGGAUUGGCAGCUACAAAUAUUUGUGAGGCUCUUUAGCCAAAUUUCACCUUUGCAAAACAUUAUAAAAUCAGCAACUAUAGUAAAACUAUAACAUACAAAGGCAGAAUUGUGUUUUAAAUUACAAGUAAUAGUAUAAUGGUAAUUCUCACAUCUCUUUUAGGAUCCCACAAGCAAAGCAAAAAGUUAGUGAACAUUGCCACUUCCCUGCCAUUCUAACAUGUCCCCUUUAGAACCAUCCCUUAAGGUAUUCAGCUUGAUAAUUUCAUUCUAACUAUAAGCAAUAGCUAAAUACUGGCCUCACUAGAAAUUAAAAUGGUGUCAAUGAAACCAUUAUGUUUUCAAUAAUAUUCAUACAAAAUAUUUGAAGGAUUCCAACUUUACUUCUCCAGUUACAGACAAGUCAUAAAAUAUGAGAAUCCACUUUAAAUGUCUUUAUACAUUUUGUACUGUAAGAUAUUUUGAUAUCAGUACUAAAUUUGAUAUAUUUCUUUAUCAAUUACACUUAAAUAUGUUAAACUUAUAGUUCCUUCAGGUAUUUGUACAUAUGAACAAGUUAUGAGAUUUUGUAUGAGGAGAAUUCAGAAUUACCCACAGUCAUGUAGGACUAUCUCUAGAGGUAUUUUCUAAGUCUGCUAUGUUAGCAGUCAUAUUUAUAAACAUAUCCACUGAUGUUUUGUCUGGAGAUUAAAGUGAAAAUGCCUAACUUGAUGAAUACUGUCUCUAAGGGUUGUAUAUUUAUAUGAAAAGUUUUGCAUUCAAAAAGUGUUGCUCAGGAAAGUCAGUGACAAAACAUAAAAUGCAGUGGUUAAUUUCAAUUAUGUAAAUAUUGAAAUAUGUACAAACUUUGUUUUUUAUUUAUGAAUGUUUAAUUAUGUGUAUCUGAGGUUCACUGCUUCUCUUGUGGAAUGAAUGAAACAAUUAGAUGUUUUGAUUUAAAUUACGGAUGCUGAACAUGCAUGUCAUAUUUUGCAUGUCAAAGAUUGUAGAGGAAAUUAUUCUUCAUAGAAUCUCUUGGCAGAUAGCGGUGCCAGAGUAUGUCAUUGUUAUAAUUUACACAAGGGGAAACUAUUGGGAAAAGUCCCCAAAAGGGCACUACAAAUGUAAUGUUAUUGCAAAUCUGUGAUGAGAAAUAUGUGUGACCAGAAAUAUUUCAUCAUUCUUGUCAUUUUUACACGUAACCAGAAGUUUUCAAAAUUUGAGAGACACACAUUUAUAUAAAACGUUUGUAUAUUUUUAAACUUUUGUUUCUUGUUACUCAUGUCAUCACUGUUAUAUCUGUAAAAUAUAUAUGUUAUUGAAAGUUUAGGAUUUCUUAUGUGAACACUUGCUAUGCAGCAAAAUCUGAAUUAUAAAUGAAAAUGUAAGUAGCUUUGGGUCCUUUAUUAUGCAUGAUGAAAAAUUAUUUUAGUUUUGCCUUUUAAGUUGUUUAUGGUGUUAAUUCAUGAUCAUUAGGAAAAAAUGUUUCCGGUCACUCAGACUUUCAAAAAAAUUUUGUAAGAAAACUUUCACCCCAUUAGAGGGGGUUUCUCCAUUUAUUUUGUAAGUAAACAUGCUGUAAGAAUGCAAUUACUUCAUAAUAAAUAAUAUUUUUCUG